Puntigrus tetrazona (Sumatra barb) is the source of this 1920-nucleotide messenger RNA. RefSeq names its product potassium channel tetramerization domain containing 4 (gene kctd4). Gene Ontology annotation, biological process: protein homooligomerization. The transcript has a single exon. The coding region runs from base 488 to 1264 and encodes 258 amino acids. Lineage: Eukaryota; Metazoa; Chordata; Actinopteri; Cypriniformes; Cyprinidae. Gene Ontology annotation, molecular function: protein binding. The record is from RefSeq and is a predicted model, not a curated record.
CACAUCACACAGACGGCUUUCCAAAGCAACAACUUAACACGACAGACGCCAAAGCAUUAACAUCUCUCUCUCAUCGGAGGGAGUUCAUUAUAUGGGAUUCGGCCCUCUCGGGGAGUUCACGUGCCGCCACCCAACCGAGGAGUCCUUUCAUCACAGGGCAGCGGCGCUAAUUGCCGAGCCAGAGAGGCGCUGAAGUGGAAAGGUGAUUAAAUGCAGCCUUUAGAGCGGAGGGCAGCGAGCAAAACGAGCCCACACCGACGCUGACGCAGUAGAGCCCACCCUUAACACCCCUCCUCCCACCGCGAGUGCCUGCGCACAUGCAUAUAUGUGUGCGUUUGCGUGGCUGUGAAAGGCUCAGACACCGUUGGCAGCGCACACUGCUCCCGCGCUCCAUGCCAGCGCCGCUCAGCUGCGCUCCUAUUCGCCCGCCCGCCCGCUCACGCGCACGCUCCCCACACACUCCGGCAGGCUGGGUGUGAGGCACGGCAUGGAAUGGAACCUCAGAAGGAUGGAGAGUGAACUGAGACAGAUCAAUCCGGACUUGCUGCAGCCCAGCAAGAGCUUCAAGAAACCUUCCUCCGGCACCAUCACCAUCAAUGUGGGGGGCUACCUGUACGCCGCGCAGCGCCAGACCCUGGCCAAGCACCCCGGCUCCCUGCUGGAGGAGAUGGUGACGGGGAAGAAGCCCGUGGUGCACGUGGACUCCAUGGGCAACACCUUCAUCGACCGCGACGGGCCCAUCUUCCGGCACGUGUUGAACUUCUUGCGCCUGGGCGAGCUGGUGCUGCCCGACGACUUCAAGGAAGCCGAGCUGCUCCGGCGCGAGGCCGACUUCUACCGGCUGAGCGAGCUGGCCCAAGCCCUGCAGGACUGGGAGCAGCAGCAGGCCACGCAGCGCGAGCCCGCCUUCCUGGAGGUGACGGACAGCCACGAGCGCUCGCAGGGUCUGAGGGUCUACUGCAGCGACCACGGCUUCAUCGAGAAGGUGAAGAACCGCCUGGUGCAGAUCUCCAAGAGCCGCCUGGACGGCUUCCCGGAGGAGUUCGAGGUGUCGUCCAACAUCAUCCAGUUCCGGCACUUCAUCAAGUCGGAGCAGGGCUCUCGGCUUGUGCUGAAGCAGGACAGCACGUUUUUGUGUACGCUGGAGUGCCUGAAGCUGGAGACGGUGAUGCUCGCGCUCAAAGGAGGCUUCCGCCUGCUCACCAGCCUGGACAGCAGCCGUGGAUCGGUGGUUCAGUGCGAGGCUCUGCAUUUUGUCAAGUGACCCCGAGCACAACGGUCACCACAUGACCUGCUGUAAAACCACCCUGCGUCAACAAACACCAGCGUCCUCAACCGAAAACCUGUUCUGGAAUACUCUACGCUAACUGCUUCAACGUGACACACUCCGACAGACAGCCUUGAGAGAGAGAGAGAGAGAGAUGAUGUGUACUGUGCUGUGGGGUUUUUGUUUGGACUGUGUUUGUAGUCGUCUUCUGUUUACAGAUGAAGAGCAACAGUUUGUGGUGUAGAUGGAGAUGAUAAUAAAUCCGAGUUGCAGAGUACUGUGGAAUCUAAAGGCAACGAUCAUUACAUUUGUGAGCAAGUUUUGUGAUUUCUGGUAAUGUGAACACAUGUAGUGAACAACAGGUUGUAAUUUGGAGUCUGUGAAUGUUUUGCACAAUAAAGCCACAUUAUGAUUUAUUCAGAACACAUGUUUAUAAAUGAGAAUGUGGAUCAUCAUCUACGUGACAGUCUACACUGGUUCUGUCUGUGAACUGUGGGAUGUACGGUGGGCUGUAUAAAUAGAGCUACAUUUAUUUUUUCUUAUUUGCUGUGGAGUCGGCUUGUACGAGAGAUACUCUGUCCUAAAUUGUAAGUUUGCAAUAUUAUGCAGCGAAAUGUGACCUAAAAUUAAAUUUCCUCCAGCAUUGAUCCAAA